This is a messenger RNA of Dibothriocephalus latus, 738 nucleotides long. NCBI's taxonomy places the organism in Eukaryota, Metazoa, Platyhelminthes, Cestoda, Diphyllobothriidea, Diphyllobothriidae. The record is from the annotation of a GenBank genome assembly.
AUGACGUGGUGGCCUGUCUGUUCCACACAGGUGCUCACGUUCAAGGAACGUGUCAACAGCGUCUUCCCGGAAAUCCAAUUUACGAUGGAGGAGGAAGUGAACAACCAGCUGGCCUUUCUUGAUGUUCUUGUCUGUCGCAAAGAUUGUGGUGACCUAAAGACUAAAGUAUUUAGGAAAGCGACAAACACGAUGCAAGUACUGAAUGACAACAGCAAUUACGCAAUCAGCCACAAACGCAGUUGCGCAAAGACGCUCUAUCGGCGUGUUGAGACGCACUGCAGCGAACUAGAAGACAAAGUUACCGAAGUACAAUAUAUUCGACGGGUGUUCAGCGAAAAUGGCUACCCGCGCAACUUCGUCUACCCACGCUUGCGCAAACGAAAUGACCAACAAAUCACACCAACCCCAAACUGUGGCGAGCGAUGCCGGUUGCCAAAUGAUCGGAUAACUGGGACCGAGCAGUCAGUCCAGUGUGUGUCUUGUUGUGUGGAGUGGCUGGCUGACGGACUGUGGGUCAGGCUGCAACGGCUUUUUUCUAAUGGGACCCUUAUGGACUGUUGGCCGCGCCAGCCACCUGCGCCCUCCCCAUCUCUGAUCUUCUACACUGUCGUCUUGACACCGGAUGCAGGUGCCUUGCUGAAGCUCGUGGUGGACAUCGUCGAUAACGAUAUCAUCAAACACUUUGGACUUGAAGACACCUCCUGGAAAAUACACUUCUCUGUAAACAACACAAAAUAG